Molecule: messenger RNA, 1865 nt
Organism: Prunus dulcis (almond)
Lineage: Eukaryota; Viridiplantae; Streptophyta; Magnoliopsida; Rosales; Rosaceae
Product: protein ACCELERATED CELL DEATH 6-like
Exons: 3
Coding region: 15-1751 (578 amino acids)
Cellular component (GO): plasma membrane
Molecular function (GO): protein phosphatase 1 binding; protein phosphatase regulator activity
Source: RefSeq, a predicted model, not a curated record
GUUCCAAAAAUUCCAUGGAUCCAAGGCUCUACAAAUCUGCAAAAUCAGGGGAUGUUUGCUUCCUUAAACAACUUCUUAACGAUGAUCCCAUGCUACUAUAUCAACUUACACCCCGAGAAAACACUGCCCUCCAUAUCGCCGUGCAAUUUGGACACAAAAAUGUUACAGCUGAGAUUUAUAGCAGAUGCAUGUCCCUUGUCACACAGCCAAAUUUAGAUGGAGAUACUCCUUUACAUGUGGCUGCAAGGGUUGGGUGCUUCUCGAUUGUCAAUUAUCUGGUCAGAGAAACCUUGUCCAUGUCACAAGCAGAUUUCGGGAACGCCAACAACAGCAUGACUGAGACUCUGAGAAUCAGAAAUAGGGGAAACAACACGGUUUUACACGAAGCUUUAAGGAAUGGUCACACCAAAGUGGCUGAGUUCUUACUUAAGAUGGACCCCAAAUUGGCUUGUUUUGAAAAUGAGGCAGGUGAGUCUCCAUUGUACCUGGCUGCAAGAGAGGGAUUGUUAGAUAUUCUGAAUCAAAUUUUGCAAUCAAGCCCUUCAUCAGCUCAUGGUGGCUCAGAUGGCCAAACAGCUCUGCAUGCUGCUGUGGUUGAGAGGCAUUUUGGUGUCGUGGAAUCCCUCCUAAGGUUCAAACAGCAGCUGAUCAAACAAGCUGACCACCAAGGCAAGACUCCUCUCUACUAUGCAGCAUCCCUGGGAGACCAUAAAACAGUUCAACGAUUACUAGAACUCGAUAUUUCGAUUGCGUAUGUUUUGGAUAAACAGGGUUAUUCACCAAUUCAUGUUGCAGCCAGCAAAGGUUAUACCAAUGUGAUUAGAGAGAUUGUUGGACAUUGCCCAGAUUCGGGAGAACUUGUCGACCCUUAUGGACGGAAUGCUCUUCAUAUUGCAAUCUUCAAUGGGCAAACAGAAGUUGUCAGGUAUAUACUAGAAACAGCAGAGCUGGAGGGGCUCAUAAACCAGCCUGAUUUUGAUGGAAAUACGCCUUUGCAUCUAGCCACCAUUGAAAGAAAAACUUGGAUUUUGUGUUACUUGAAGUGGGAUGGAAGAGUAAAUCCAAGAUCCAAGAACAAAUAUGGCCAAACAGCAUUUGACAUUGAUAGGUCAAUCAAAGAAAUUACAUCUCGCAGAAAUAUAGUCCCAAGCAUUUGGGGACAUCUCCGGACACCGCCUUCUUGGUUGGACAGCAUCAAGAUCCUCUCAAGAGCAGACCAAGAAGAAACCAAUGCAGUGCAAACUUACAAACAAAUGGGGCAGACCCUUUUGAUGGUUGCAACACUUAUCACAACUGUGACAUUUACAGCGGCCUUCACAAUGCCUGGAGGCUACAACAACAAUAUUGGUCCAGACAAAGGGGUGGCUCUUCUGGAAUCAAGCAAAUAUCUCAAACUGUUCAUCAUCGCAGACACCAUUGCCAUGACUUUCUCAAUAAUUGCAGCUUGCCUUCUGUUCUGGGGAGCUGUUAACAGCAACAAGUGCUCCUAUGUUUACUAUUUCACAAGUGCUGCUACUCUUACAUAUUUCGCUCUGCAAUUCACUGCAGUAGCCUUCACAACAGGGAUUACGGCUGUCAUGCCCCAUCAGCAAUUCGUCAGAAUAAUGGGACAUGCAAUUGGGGUUGCUUUUCAUGUUAGUACCUUCCUGUUUCUUUCCCAAUUGGUCAAAAUGUUUUCCAUCCCUGAAGCCGGCAGAUUUUUUAUUUCUCAUCUUUGUAAGCUCAAGUCCAGAAUUACAAAUAAACAAUGAAGAAUAAGAGUGCAUUCUUCACUACUUGCAUGCACUAGGAUGCAUGUCAACAGAUAUCCCAUACACAAGGCUGAAAAUUAGUGAGGGUUUUGUAGUUCAACUGCUUUUAUUUCA